Messenger RNA from Necator americanus (New World hookworm), 1350 nucleotides. RefSeq lists its product as uncharacterized. NCBI's taxonomy places the organism in Eukaryota, Metazoa, Nematoda, Chromadorea, Rhabditida, Ancylostomatidae. Bases 1 to 1350 code for a protein of 449 amino acids. Gene Ontology annotation, cellular component: nucleus. Gene Ontology annotation, molecular function: RNA polymerase II cis-regulatory region sequence-specific DNA binding; DNA-binding transcription factor activity, RNA polymerase II-specific. The record is from RefSeq and is a predicted model, not a curated record. Gene Ontology annotation, biological process: neuron differentiation; cell development; regulation of transcription by RNA polymerase II. The transcript is spliced from 8 exons.
AUGAUGGCAUUCAAUUCUGCCUUUAAUCCGGCACAGCUUCUCACCCAAGCGGCAACACCGCUGAAACCGGAAGGUGGUGGUGUUGAGCUAAACGCGGACGCGUUACGAUUUCUCGCCGCCGGCAAUCCGUUGUUCGCUGGUCAAUUUCCCUUUCCCGGCAUGCCUGGCGCUGUGCCAGCGGAUGCGUUUCGUGCAAUGGCCGCUCAAGCUGGACUUCCGUUCCCGGUUAUGUAUCCUGGACUUCAACCGGACAUCAAACCCGAGAUGAUGCCGGUCGGCGGUGGACCAAUCCCGAGUUUUGUGUUCGAUGUGAUGAACCCCUACCAUCCGUACGCUGCCGGUUUAGACGGGGCUCGACGCAAAAAUGCAACCCGCGAAACCACGGCACCGUUGAAAGCGUGGUUGACCGAUCAUCGAAAGAAUCCCUAUCCGACCAAGGGCGAGAAGGUCAUGCUUGCUGUGAUGACAAAAAUGACACUUACACAGGUUUCGACAUGGUUCGCAAAUGCACGACGACGUCUGAAAAAAGAGAACAAGAUGACGUGGUCACCGCAGAAUCGACGUGGUGACGAUCCAGAUGACGACGAUCUAGCCGAUAUUGAUGCAAUCGACGGUCUUGAUGGUAUGGAUCGACCGUCCAGUUCGAUGUCCGAUAUGUCCGAAAAGAAAGAGGAAGUGCCUGUAACCCCAGUAACAAACAACAACGUGAAGGAUGGAUCGGAUGUGAGCACCCCGAAGAAGGCGCCGAGUAAAAUUUGGUCGAUUGCCGAUACUCUCGGUGAACGAUCCGAUUCGACAAAAGCUGAAAAUGAAGCGGGAAGUUCGAAAAAGGACUCACCAAGUACCGAAGAAGAUCCGACUGCUGUUGCUCAAUUGCAGCGGAUGAUCGCUUUGUCGAAUUUCCAAUUUCCACCGCAAAUGUUGGCGGCUAUGGCUCGACCUGGCGCCAUGCCACCGAUGCCUUUUCUCAAUCCGUUAGCGCUGAUGGGUUUUGCCGCUCAGCAACAACAACAGCAGCAACAACAACAACAGCACCAUCCGGCGAUGAAUGGUUCGUUCUCAUCCGAUACUCAAUCGGUGAGUCCAUCAUCAAGCCAUUCACCAACGGGUUCCACAAGUGCUGCUAGAAGUCCUGCCGCAGCAGCACCCAUUGCUGCUGCUGCUGCUGUUCCACCAUCCACUUCACCACCGACAACGGUUGGCACCAUUGCGUCCGCGCUUUCCACCACCACCGGUGCUACUGUAACCACCACGGCUACGCCAACCACAUCGUCCGCCGAGACAAAACGAAAGCAGUAUUUAUUCGACAUUUCGCGAUAUGUGAUCUUUUCGUUUCAUAUUGUCCGAUAA